AUGAAGCCGUUGGCGCUGCGUUUCGCGGCCUUGGUGCACCGUGAGGAUCUCAAGUCAGGGGACGAGUCGUGCGCCUGGGUGCCGGCCGCGGUGAGUGAGGAUGGCGGCCUAGAGGAAAAGCUGCAGCCCACCACGCUGCUGCAAGGCAUCAAUCAGGUGGUCACGGCGCUCACUGGCAUCAGACAGGCCAUCGAGGUUCAGGCGGAGGACGUGGGGCGCAGUAUCGACGCCUUCCUUUGCCUGGCCGUGAACCUCAGGAAGAACGAGAUGACGGACGACCUCUUUGUAGAGGAGGAGCUGGACGAGGACGGCCCCGUGGGCUUCGCCUGGGACUGCUCAGCUCUUCCGGAGCAAUGA
Molecule: messenger RNA, 357 nt
Organism: Effrenium voratum
Lineage: Eukaryota; Dinophyceae; Suessiales; Symbiodiniaceae
Source: the annotation of a GenBank genome assembly